GGAGAAGAAAGCCAGACUCACUGGUGACGUACAGUAUUUGUAAACUUGGCGACCGUAGAUCAUAGGGAACUUAACGCUCCCACCCGUUCGCCAGGAAUCCGACACCAAGCUGUUCCCAAAGGCAUUUACCAGUCGCUUAAUUUACAUCUUUGCCUUAUGUGUUGGUAUUGUCAAAAAUUAACAGCCAGUUAACGUUAGUAUCAGUCAAAGUAACAAAUGACGAACCGGCCACCUCGUGCGCCCUCGGCUACUUUUACAAGCGACAGGAGAUUUUCACGGCUGGGAAAUGGACGUCACCCGCAAGCCCCUGCAUCACCAACUACAAAAAAACGUAGAAUACCAACAGGGCCACCUCCGACUAAUUUCAACUGCGUGAGACGUAAGAUUAUGCUGGCUCUGACACCUCUGGAGUUGAAGCUGAAGGCGUUUCAUGAAACAUAUUUGGCACCUACUGAGGAAAUUAAAAUCAAAGAAGUGAAAGGAAAAUGGGUGGAAUUGAUAGAUCUUGUUUUUUGGAAAAACAAACAAGAAAAAUCUGUGGUUGUCGACAUGAAGCAUUUGGAAACCAUUAUAAAUAAAUAUAAAAACGACAAAACUGUUACCAACAGAGCCGAACAUGCCCAGAUUCUUCACUUAAUCGAGCGACACAACAAGUUUCUAGCACUUUACUCAGACGUUCGUCAUCAGCUGCUUCACGCCGUGGUAGACAAUCUCGAAAAUUACUGUAUAAGUUUCUUCGAUGAGGCCAAGGAGCUGGACAUCCAACCAGUGCAAGAGUACGAGGAUCACAUUAUUAGUUGGGGUAUCGAACUUCACGAGAUGUUCAACAAAAUGGUUGGGCUCCAACGCGAAAUACGAAAAUGGGGUUUUGACGUCAUCCGCUAUGUCAGAAGAUACGACAAAAUUCUCAGCUACAUACAACAAAUUUUCGAAAUGUUCUGUAAGAUAUGUAAAAUGGCGCGAAGAUGGCUCAGCACAGACGAACUGUUUCCGCGUCGUUUACAACAGGAGGUAGAAGGCUUCGAGAAGCGUAAAAGAGAAAUUCAGAGUAGAGUCAGAAGCCUGCAGAUGAAACAAAACCACAUCGCGCACGAGAUACACGAGAAAAAGCGCACAGCAAACCUUGUUAAUCAAAAGUUGAAGUCGGAGCGGAUCCACGAAGCAGAUGUAGUUGACUGGGAAAUAAACAUUCAACAGCAUCUUUUUAAAACCAAAGAUGAACUCGAAGCAAAAGAAACCGUGCUUAAAGACCUUCAACGAGCUAGAAGUGCCACGCCCUCUUUCUUGACGUCCGAGAUACGUGAGAUUGAUCGAGCUUUGGAGAGUGUGACCGCUGAAAUCAAAACUAUGGAAAAUCACAUCCAUUGCCUGACGUUAGAAAGGUCUAAAGUGAGAAGAAGCCAAAGUGCCAUUGCUAUCCAUGUGCAUCAACUUGAAAAUGAAGCAGAGGACAAGGUUAAAACUCAUAAGCGUGUGAGCCAAACGCUAUCUAUCCAAGAUUACACACUACGAAUGUGCCAUGAAGAAAUCAAAAGUAUCGAUAUCAAGGUAGCAGCAUUGAGAAGAAUUUUGCAGCUGAAACUAUCACCAGAAUCUGCAAGGAAAAUAUAUUUCAAUGCUUUGGAAGCUGCAAAAAGUGCCGCGAAGCCAGAGGUAACAGUGUACGAAGCAGACAAGGAGCGUACAGUCUCGAGGCCACGCACUGCACCAGCCAGGUUGUCAAGCAGCCGAGCCUGUGAGAACCCAGGUUACGCUGAGAUGAGGAAAAAGGGGUCAUCCACCGUGAUGUUACACCGACCACGGAUCUCAUCAGCCAAAUCUCUUCAAAGAAGAAACAACAGUGAAUUCAUGAUCACUGAAUUACCAGAGUGACAACAAAACAUGACGCUUACCCUUUGAAGGGUACUUUGAUGAUGAAGUUAGCCCCGAGCCCCGACUGUGGCGUGUGGGAACGUGUGUGUUAUAAAGCUUGCGGAACAGACACCACUCACUGGGCUCUACCUGUGCUCUCUGAUAAAGGAGGUACGACCAGCGCUGGGACUGCCUUGUCCGUCGCCACCGCUGCAAGGGCCUUUUUUUCUGAAUGCAGCUUUACACUUCUUUCAUUUUUUCUGGAUUUAUAUAGAUACAAUGAGGUUUGAUUAGGAAAUAUAUUAACAGUUGAGCCUUUUCUGUCGUUAAGGAACAUUUGGGCAUGAAAAAAUUAUUGAAGAUUUUUAUUUUUAUUUUUUUUUUCAUUUUACAGUGUAUGCACUUAAUUAUAUAUAUACUGUAUAUUGAAAUGAUGAUGAAAAUGAGAUGACACAAUAACUUGUUAUGAUAUCGAGAGCAUAAUAAUGAAGAAUUCUGUAAUGUCACUAGUCACUGGAAAAAAUUAAUCAUUUCUCUGAAUUUGUGUGUUAG
This is a messenger RNA of Lingula anatina, 2403 nucleotides long. RefSeq lists its product as uncharacterized. NCBI's taxonomy places the organism in Eukaryota, Metazoa, Brachiopoda, Lingulata, Lingulida, Lingulidae. The record is from RefSeq and is a predicted model, not a curated record.